This is a messenger RNA of Pocillopora damicornis (cauliflower coral), 1935 nucleotides long. RefSeq lists its product as uncharacterized. Gene Ontology annotation, molecular function: RNA-directed RNA polymerase activity. The record is from RefSeq and is a predicted model, not a curated record. Gene Ontology annotation, biological process: siRNA processing. Gene Ontology annotation, cellular component: nuclear RNA-directed RNA polymerase complex. Lineage: Eukaryota; Metazoa; Cnidaria; Anthozoa; Scleractinia; Pocilloporidae.
AUGGCAAGGCCUCUCCGUAUUCCAUGUACUGAACCAGCGGUGUGUCCGUCAGAUGAGAAACUUUACAUAAUUCACGUUAUCAUUGAGCCUGGGGAAGAUGACCAGGAAUGUCGGCUACUCCAACAAGAAGCGGAACAAUUGAAGAACUGUUUAAUGAUUGAUCAGCUUCUACCCGAAGGGAAUAGGCAAGGAACAGAUGGAAAGAAAACUGUAUGGAAGAAGCUCUUGAUGCUCGAGUUUUCGUCUUAUUGUAAGGACAAAAUUGGCGAAAUAUUAGCCAGGAAUGUCGAGUACAACGGUUCACAGUACUGCUUUCUAGGAUUUUCAAAGUCACAGUUAAAAAAAAAGAAAUGCUUUCUCAUCGCCGAAAACGACAUGCAAAUCUAUGAAAGAAGAGCAAAGUUUGGCAACUUAAGCAAGGGUGUCUCGUUUGCCGAGCGCGUAGCUAAGGUUCAACAUAUGUUUGAACCCUACGAAUUAAGCUUGGAAUUAGCUGCGGGCGAGGUUAUCUUCGAAAUCGAAGACGGGAAUCCUGAAGAAAGUGGUUUUAUGGCGCCUGAACUUGCCAAAAAAAUCAAUGAAAUAGCAGCACUCAAUCUUGUUAAUGUUCCCAGUGUUGUUGAAGUUAUUUGUCCAGGAUUUGCAGGUAAACUUCUAUUGUCUGACGAAAUUCUUGCCAGAACGACCGGUGACGAGCAUUCCCACUUAAAGGCCCUUUUCAAAACUUCUGCAAUAACUAAGGACCACGGCAACGCACUUACACUGUGUAUUGUUGACUAUUCCAAACCAUUUGAGGUUGGCUACCUGGAUAUUUUUACUGUGAUGCUUCUGCAUUGCCAAGGUGUAGAAAGUCGAUAUCUACUGGAACUUCAAAGAGAACAUCAUAACCUUCUAAAAACACUGGAAACCAAUUUGACCUCUGCGAAGUACUUCCUUCGUGUGAAAGGAAGAAAGGAACUUUUAGCCCAAAUAGACAACGGAAUGACGCUUGAAGCACGGGGAAAGAUUUCCGAAAUAAAGGAGGAGGAAAUUAGAAAAAUGCAAGAGUGCAAAGAUAGCCCGGAAGAGAUGAAAAUCCUUGUGAGUGAGUCGCGCGAAGUUUUGGGAGUUGUCGAUCCAGAUAAUCAGCUUCAACCCAACGAGUGUUUCUUUGCUCCUAACUUGGAUGGUAUGCUGUCCAAUGAAAAGGAACGUUUUGAAUCGGCAAAACAGGUUCUUGUAAUUCCACAACCGUGCUACUCUGUGUCAGAUAUCCAAAGGUUCAAUCUUUGUCGCCGAAUUGAAGCCUACGAGAAAUUGAAAGACUGCAUUAUUUUGCCGUCGCAAACCGAAAAGCGAUUUGUCUCCAGAAAGUACAUUGUUUGCUGGGAUAGUGGUCUCGUGUUUCAAUUCUGUUCAUUCCCCUGGAAAUUUUUCAAGAUUCCGAAUCAAGUUUCAAAGUUUUUCCUCGGCGCCUUUCAAUGUUCGAAUGUAAAAUUGAGUGGUUCCGAAUACACAGAAGUCAUGGUCGGUGUAGAAGCUGGAACAAGUGAAGGAAUAACGCCGCCCAUGACUGCUCUUGAGCCGCACGAAGAUGCAUCGUUUCAGAAGGAGCUGAAGAAGUAUUUCGCUGCAUUCAAAAGCAGUGAUGACUUGAUUUUAAGAGCAAAGUCACUUUUCAAAAAGUUUGCACUUCUCGAAGGAUCGACGUCAUGUUCAGUUUGUAAGCAACUCGGAACGUAUUUAUCUCCGAGUUUUGACUGGAAUGCUAAUAGAGAGAAGAUCGACAGACAUUUGGAAGAUCUCGAAAAGAAAUGCGAUAACCUGCAUUCCCAGAUGGAGAAAAGCAAAGAAUCUGCAGAGGAGGCGUCUACUCAAGAUCUGAAAGGACUACGUACAGCCAUGAUUAAAAAUUUGAAUGAUUUUAUUACGGUCACAACCGGAGGGCAGCGUUAA